CGAAAAUGCACGGAUAUUUUGUUUCUGAUCGUUUUCAUCGCGUUUUGGAUCGCGAUGCUCGUGCUGGGCUUUUACGGCGUCGGCACGGGGAAACCGAAGAUUUUGCUCUUCGGCACCGAUUACCGCGGCGAAGUUUGCGAUCAAGGGAAGAACGAUGGGUUCAAGACGCGGUAUUUCAUGAACCCGGGCGAACUCGCUUGGGCGGCGGGUGUGCACACCGAUCAAUCGGCGAGCGCGACGCGUAAGUACAACUUGCGCGACGCGAAGAGCAUUUGCUUGAAGGAAUGCCCGAAGCCGACAAUGACGGCCAGCUCGGUUGCGUUUGUGUGCGAUUACCCCGAAGACGUCACUAUCGCGUCCCAACCGAACUACGACAAGAAUCAAUGGGUGGCGGACAACUACGACUACUACCAGUACUUGAGCGGCCCCCAAAAAACGUCCUCGCUCAAGUGGAUGGGGCCGUGCUACCCCGUGCUCUACGAGAGCGUCAACACGUUCUACACUUGCCAACUCUUUGUACGUCCGUACGUCGAUCCUUUCGGCACCGGUUACAGCUCCGGCAAUUUGGGGACUUACACCAAGUUGCUCGGCGACGAAAUCGACAAGGCGCUCUCUGGUCCGCUCGCCACGGUGGAACGCUACAUCGAUGACUUCACCACUGGUUGGAAGGUUGUCGUCGUCGCCGGUGGCGCCUGUCCGAUCGUUUUGAGCAUCGCCUUCUUGUUCUUCCUCCGAUACUUCACCAGCGUCUUCGCGUACACCACGCUCUUCUCGGUGAACGCGCUCGCCGUCGUGGUCACCAUUUACUUGUACCUCAAGGCCGGUGUCAUCGGUUCCGAUCAAGUCAACGCGUACGUGAGCAAGGUUUCCGAUAGUGCGUCGGCUUCUAUCACCAACUACGCCGAUCCGGCUGAGAGCGGUCAAGACACGCUCAAGAUUUUCGCGUACAUCUCGACGGCGCUCACCUGCGUCAUUUUCCUCUUCACCUUGUUGAUGCUCCGUCGCGUCAAGGUUGCCGUCGGCGUCAUCAAGGUUGCCACGGGUGCUCUCGGAAAGAUGCCGCAGUUGACUCUGUUCCCGAUCUUGCCCGCCGUUGCCAUGGUGUUGCUCUUCGUCUACUGGCUCAUCACCUUCGUCUACUUGUUCGCGGCGGGUGAAGUCAAGCAACAAGAUUGCACCUUGGCGGCGGGCGAACCGCCGUACAUGUACUGCGCCACUCCUUCGACGACGCCGACUGAUGACUGCCACUGCGGUUACGCGACCGUCUGGGACCGCAACUUGCAAGGCGCUCUCGCGUACUACGUCUUUGGCUUCCUCUGGGGCUCGCAGUGGAUCGUCGCCAUGUGCUACUUGAUCAUCGCGUGCGUCUUUGUGCAGUACUACUUCAAGGGCGGUAACUACAACGGCCUUAAGAACAAACCGAUUAUCACCUCGACCAAAAGGAUGAUGUGGUACCACACCGGUACCGCCGCCGUCGGUUCUUUCUUCGUCGCCUUGUUGCAGUUCAUUCGACUCAUCGUGCGCUUCAUCGUGCACCGCAUGAAAAAGUUGUCCAAGGACAGCAAGAUUAUCAAGUACGUCGGGUACUACGUGGAAUACUGCUUGUGGUACUUGCAAAAGACGAUCGAGUGGUUGAACCGCAACGCGUACAUCAUGACCGCCAUCGAAGGCACGUCCUUCUGCAACUCUGCCUGGAACGCCUUGGCGCUCAUGGUGAAGAACGUCGCGGCCGUCGCCACAGUCAACAUCGUCGGCGACAUCAUGCUCGUCCUCGGCAAGCUGGUCGUCGCCUUGGGCUCUGGUACGAUCGCCUUCUUGAUGCUCGACGCCGACACGUUCAACUACGGUGACGAAAAGGUUUCUUCCCCGCUCUUCAUCGUCAUCGUCGUCGUCUUGUUUGCCUUCAUCAUCGCGAACGUCUUCAUGUCCAUCGUCGAACUCGGUAUCGACACCAUCUUGCUCUGCUACUGCAAGGACUGCGACGACAACAACGGCGCUCCGGUCAACGCCCCGCCGGCGCUCGUCAAAACUCUCGGCAUGUCGAGGAAGAUCGCCAAGAUG
Messenger RNA from Ostreococcus lucimarinus CCE9901, 2061 nucleotides. RefSeq lists its product with no specific name. Lineage: Eukaryota; Viridiplantae; Chlorophyta; Mamiellophyceae; Mamiellales; Bathycoccaceae. Gene Ontology annotation, biological process: transmembrane transport. The transcript has 2 exons. Gene Ontology annotation, molecular function: transmembrane transporter activity. The record is from RefSeq and is a predicted model, not a curated record. Gene Ontology annotation, cellular component: membrane. The annotation marks the transcript as partial.